This is a messenger RNA of Symbiodinium necroappetens, 642 nucleotides long. The record is from the annotation of a GenBank genome assembly. NCBI's taxonomy places the organism in Eukaryota, Dinophyceae, Suessiales, Symbiodiniaceae.
GAGGGUGUUCAAGAGGGCCAGAACCAGCGGGUGGAGGGCGGCCGCGUCACAGACCUCGACGGCCAAGAAAUUUCAGGCUUGGCGCGAGAGGGCUGCAGCUUCUACACCUGCGGGCCGUCAAUGCGCCUUGCGGAGGGCUCUGGAGCGAGACCCAGCGCACGCUACCUUGAGAUGCUCGAGACCGCUGCGGUUGAAGCCGGGCUACCCGAUACCUGGGCCGAGUCCUUCCGAGAUCGUCGGUGCCAAAUGCCUCGCAGCCCGUCGCUGAUGCGCGAGGCGCUACUUGCUGGUCUUCCCCCAGGAGCCGCUGCAAUCUCCUUUGCCUCAAGCAUCGCAGGGGAGCAGGCGCUGACAUCUCUGUGCGGCCUCGUUUUCGCAUGCAAAGACGCACCGGAGGCCGUCUUUCCUGCGCUAUCGAUGCAGGAGAUGGCGCUGGCAGUUCUUCGCCGUGGUGUGCGGCCCUGGCGUGGCGAAAAGAUGCCUGAUGCACUGGAAGAGGCACGGCAGCUCUGGGGCGCUGACCGGGUGGAGGAGGUCCUUAGCUGCUGGCUGGCGCAGUUCCACUCGCUCUUCGGGCCACCCUUGGCAGAGCUGGCCGAGGACUGGGAAGCUGCUGCGACGCCUCACCGGCUUCCCCUGUAA